CCAAGUACACCGUAUGAUGUAUCCCACCGAGAAAAUUCAACCAUUUUCCUGUGUGACAAAUUCCCAAAUAAAGACUUGUCACCAGCAUGUGUCCAAAUUGAUACAGUACAACCUACCUAAUCCCUGGUUGAGUCUCUAAUGAGAAGAAUCAACAUAGUCUGGAUCUCCUUGACCAAACCAAUUUUCUGGAACUCUAACAUCCUUACGCCAGGACUCUGCAUGAUUUAUGCUUGAUCGACGUAUGACCCAGUUGUGCCAGUCAGUUAUUCUAUAAUAUGAAAAGAAAGAUAGAAUCUAUCUCGUCAAGAGUAUUAUCAAACACUGAAAUGAAUUGUCUGGUUGUUUCCACUCAAUAGUGGAUUUGAAGCCAAAAUUUAGUAGAGAAGUGUAGGGUGUAGACAUGAUGAAAAGAAAUGGUCUGAUGUUGCAUUCAGGGAAUGGUGAUUGCAUUUUCUUUCAUAUGUGCAACCUACACCUACAGGACAGUCAUCUUCAUUGAAUACGUAGAGCUUCGAUGCAAGCAGUGACUGAAAUAGAAUUCUGCAGUCAAUGAUCCAAGAGACAUUGAAAGCUUUUUCUAUAUGUUUGACUUUUGACGGAUAACAGAUGAUUGGAUAGUUCCCGCUUCUCAUUGAAAAGAAUGCUAGGCGGUAGUUUUCAAUAUGGCGUGCUCUUGAUGACUAGUGUAUAUGUAUAACGAACGUCGCUGGACGUGUGUUACGCAGGGUGCUUCUAAGACAGAAUCAUUCUUUAUUUUUAUUGAUUGUCAUUAAUUAUUUAGUCGAAGACAGCAGAAUAUUAGGGUUGUCGUUUAAAUUAGUCAAGUGCUUAAAAAAAGGACGUUGGUGAGUACGUGUCUCAAACAUUGGUGAAAACUGACGGCUGUGGGCAUAACCUUGCCGACGAGAACUCAGGAGCAGAAAGGGUGAUGAAAACAGAUCAGAAAGUAGGAAAUACAAAGUGUUUGGAUUGAAAGAAUAACGGCACAUAACUUGCAAAUAAUUUCAAUGGAGUCGUACCCAAUGGAGUAUCUAUACGUAUAUCAAUAAGCCACUGAAACGUAUCUAAUGUCUGACCCUGUGGAAUAUUUGAUAAUCAAAUCUGUAAGUUGCUCAGGUAAAGUUCACGGUCAAUGAACAGUCACAAUGAUUUAGGCGAUUAUAACUAUGUGAAGUUCAUUGGCAAGUUACCGCACAAGAUUACGAUCGACGAUAUGAUUUCAACUAGCAAUUUUAUACUGUAGAACAUAAGUUGUUGACUUUAGAACAGUCCUGAAAGGAUCUAACGUACAGCGAGUUGGCUCUGGAUAUUCACCGCCAUGUUUAGCUUCGAAGGUGACUAUAGGCGCAAACCUCAACAAAAUUUGGCUGGCGCUAGUCGUAGAGAUGAAAAAGCUGCACUCCUGCAACAUGCUCAAUUGGAACGUUUGAAACGUGAACAACAACGUCAGAGACACGAUGCUGCUCUUAAAAUACAAGCUCAAAUCCGUCAGUUUGUCGCCAGACAAUUAAAACGUAAGCACGAAAGGCAAAAUUUCGACAAGGCUCAGCAGUUGUUGGCAAACAAGCAGCCAAGUUUGGAAGAAAUCAUUCCCUUGCUGAAAAGAUUAUUAUAUUUCUUUGACAAGGCCUUGGAUGCCGCCAGAUUAAUAUGGGUACUCAGGCAUGUCCUGAAGCACCAUGAGAAAAUAAAGCAAUUAACCAGUACCUCUGCUGAAUGGUCAUGGCGAUUACGCUGGAUUCUCAGAUUAUCGAUGCGGCAAAUAGCUGACAUGGUUUCUGCAGAACAGUCUCGUUCCAUGGCCGUGCCUCUCCGAGUACUGGAGGUAUUCACAGAUAAAGAAAAUAAUGAAAGGAUUCUGAAAGAAGGAAGCAACCCCCAUUUGCUUGGUAUAUUCGUUUACUUGUCGAAGAACAGAUACUUUGUACAAUUGAGAAAGUUGCUCGACGAAAAAAUACCGCCGUUGUUAGAAGCAUCUCCUGUACCACCGACCCCGAUGGCCGCAUGUCUCUUGGACAUGCUCAAACGACCUCUUAGACUUAUUUACAACAUGGAAAAUAACAACGAAUCUUCAAUUAUAAUACUUGAGGAGUUUUGUCGCAACAUCCUUAUGCCGCGGAUGUCGGACCCAAUAAAAAUGCUCGUUCUGCCCGCUUUGUCGACGUUCCACGAGCUUCCUUACAGACAAUUGAUCGAUUGCAUCAACAGGCUUGCCAGCGAACCAACGCUCUGCCUACUUUAUGGUGUACUGUCGUUAGAACCACAGGGAUUUGAGCCUGGCAAAUCACGAGACACACUGACCAACUAUCUUCAAGUCCUGGCCUCGCUGAGCUCGACGAUAACCCCGUCACCUGCGGAGCAAUGCCUCACAUUUACCGAGGAAUCAGAUAGCGACGAGGACACGGAUAUGACGGAUCAGGGUGAGGCUGACAUUCUCCAGCGAUGUAUAGAGAUGUUGAACGCCGAGAAUCGCGUGCAUGGCAUACUGAUGGCUGUGGACCAAAGCGAGGAUCCUCUCGUACUCCGUGCCCUUUGCCAGCUUUGCCACAAUCUUUUGAUAACCAAUAAGCUGGCCGUGCCCAAGUACAAGCUACUGUACAUGCUCGCGUUCAAACCUUCGUUCCUUCGACACCUUUGGACCGCUCUACUCUCAGUCUCUCAGACGUCUUUAUUCGGAGGCACAACCCCCCUUGUACAGGUGGUAUCGCGUGGCAUAGCUUUAAACGCUGAGGAUACGAAGAACAUCGUGUCGCUUCUCGCCGUUUUUUGCUCACUGUUUAGCCUGUUGAUCGCUACGCUCCACGACACAGAGUUCUUCAACGACGGAAUCGAGGUUGGCGCGACAAUGCCUGGGUCGGUUCAACAAACAAUGCCCUUUACUACCGCGGAUCUGGUGCCACUGUCUGCUCACUUGAAGGGCAUCUGCCUGGGCUUGGUGGAGCUCGCCUUCCCCGAUACGAGACCAACGGUACGGGAUGAUUACAAGACCGCGGUACUCGGGGCUUCCUCGACCGGACACAAUCAACAAAACACGCAAAUGUGGGCACAUUUGUUCAAAGUCACAGUCGGUCUGCUCCGGCAGCUUCACACGCGCGAUCUCAGGAAACAAUUCUGCCCCGAGGGUCAUUGGAUAGCUUCCAACAUCGUCAUACCCUUGGACAAGCCCCAAGACUUCACCUUUCGCCGGCGCAGGCUGCGAGGCUACGUGCCCUUCCAAGGUUUGAGGUCGUUCACCCGCGAGGAUCUUGAAGAGGGCCCACCAUGGUCAACGAAAGAGGUGCGGACGCUCACCUUGCUGCGAGAGAUACCAUUCGUCGUGCCUUUCAACGAUCGCGUAGUCGUGUUUCAAUCGCUCUUGAAUCACGACAAGGAGGAACAGCAAGGAGAAUGGACAAAUUUCAUGCGCGGUCCUUACAUACAGAUAGCAGUCAGACGAAACUACCUCUACGAAGACGCGUUCGACAAGCUAUCUCCGGAGAACGAGUCCGAGCUGAGGUUGAAAAUGAGGGUGCAGUUGGUGAAUACCGCUGGUCUCGAGGAAGCUGGCGUCGAUGGGGGAGGUCUCUUCCGCGAAUUUCUUUCAGAGUUACUGAAAACUAGUUUUGAUCCGAAUCGCGGAUUCUUCCGACUCACGAAGGACAACAUGUUGUAUCCAAAUCCGACGGUACAUCUCCUCGUCGACGAUUUCCCGAAACAUUACUACUUCAUAGGUCGCAUUCUGGGCAAAGCACUCUACGAAAAUCUACUCGUUGAGUUGCCGUUUGCGGAGUUCUUUCUCUCUAAGAUCGUCGGCAGGCAAGCCGAUGUCGAUGUUCACCACCUGGCAUCCCUCGACCCUAUAAUGUACCGGAACUUAUUGUAUCUCAAGAGUUACCAGGGCGAUGUAACCGAGUUGGGGCUGGAUUUCACGGUGUUGUCCGACGAGCUCGGGGAGAGACGAGUCGAUGAAUUGAAACCUGGAGGUGCCAACAUCACGGUGACCUCCCACAACCGAAUCGAAUACAUUCAUCUGAUGGCCGAUUACAAAUUGAACAAGCAAAUACGUGCACAGUGUUAUGCGUUCAAGCAGGGAAUCAGCAACGUCGUAUCGCUCGAUUGGCUACAAAUGUUCAACAACAAGGAGCUCCAGGUGCUGAUAUCUGGUGCUCAGAUACCGGUUGAUGUCCACGACCUUAAGCUACACACAAAUUACACCGGAGGAUAUGGCCCCGAUCAUCCAACAAUAACUACCUUUUGGAAAAUCGUUGACGAGUUCACCGAUCAACAAAGGAGUCAGCUACUCAAAUUUGUUACCAGCUGUAGCAGACCGCCGCUCCUGGGAUUUAAGGAGCUGGACCCCCCUUUCUGCAUUCAGCACGCGGGUAGCGUCGAUCGUUUGCCUACUUCGAGCACCUGCAUGAACCUCUUGAAACUUCCGGAAUUCCCGGACGAAAAAACUCUCAGAGAAAAGCUUCUCUACGCAAUACAAGCGGGUGCGGGAUUCGAACUUAGCUAAGUUACCAAUUGAAUCCGCUGAAGCCGUGACGUUGGUUCACUCCUCCUUGAUUAAAAAAAGAAAAAAAUCAACCCACGCGACGAUAAUCGCAAUGUACUCGACUUUGCAAAUGGUCCUUGGUGAUAUUUCGAGUGCCUAGAAGUGUGAGGAAGAUUGCGGGCUGUGGGGAUGGGAUCAAGUCACUCCGCACUCAUUCGGCAAAGCGCAUAUCGUUGAUAGAGACGAUAACUCUGAUUUGGCGAUUGUGAUAACGCAACAUAAAAACUGUCAUCGUUAUGGAUUGGAAGUUACAAUGUAAUGAAAGAGUUGCGUGACACACGAUGGGAGCACAUACCUGUGUACGCUAUACUCUAGAUGCGGGAUAAGGAUGGUACUCGUAAAGAAAAUCGAUAAUUUUGAUUCGUUAAAACUCGUCGAUUUACAUCUAUAAUUAAUCCAUGUAGAAGAAUGCCUCACGAUAUCGAUCAGCUUGUGUCUACGUGAAUUAUCAUUGCAUCGAAAGAAAAUUUUCAAGUUUCAACUGAUCGCAGGAAUCGUGUGGUAUUUGUAAUGUGUAAUUAACAAUGUACGUACAUGCAUGAAUAUUUAUUGAUUGAGAAAAAUCGGUAGUGGGGAAACAAGAGUCUGGCAGGUCAUCCACUGGGGUCGCAGCAGCGAACAACCAAUGUUGCCACACAGGCAAUGUCAUACAAUUGAUAUUGCAUCGAGGGGCCAACUACUUACAAUUAGGAUACGUUAGACAAUGUGUCUGCAAUAAAUGAUAAGUGGGUAUAACUAUUAUAGGUGUGUAUUUGUAUAAUAAGUAGAGUCUGGUAAAUUAGCCGUUGAGUGUUAAUAAUUCAAAUUAAAACUGGGAUUCCAUACCAAACGAGUUUAGUAUGGUGUCAUAUUAUUAUGACAGGUACACCGGUAUCCGUACCGUACGGUCUACCUACCUACCUAAAUACCUGCCUAUCAAUCAUCCAUGCUAUACAAGUAUACCUAUACAAUAUCUAUAUUUUUUUGUUACAGUUACGGCCCUGGCGUCUGUAUAUUGUGUAUAUUUGAAGUUUAUAUCUGCCUGUCAAUGUAUCAAAUGUAUGUAUGCGAGAACGUAUUUAUGUAGAUGAUAAUAAAAUAAUGUAAAUACAACUCA
Messenger RNA from Athalia rosae (coleseed sawfly), 5630 nucleotides. Its product is annotated as ubiquitin-protein ligase E3C. Bases 1319 to 4495 code for a protein of 1058 amino acids. The transcript has 7 exons. Gene Ontology annotation, biological process: ubiquitin-dependent protein catabolic process; protein polyubiquitination. The record is from RefSeq and is a predicted model, not a curated record. Lineage: Eukaryota; Metazoa; Arthropoda; Insecta; Hymenoptera; Athaliidae. Gene Ontology annotation, molecular function: protein binding; ubiquitin protein ligase activity.